AUGUCGUACACAGCAUUACGUCACACUCAAACAGAGGCACAUACACCAUGUCGCCAGGUGUUAAUGAGCGAGGAUUCGACAGCGACGAGAUCCGCAGAGAGCAUCGAGCUGGACUGGCAUGGCGCUAACCAAACUACCCGCGUGCGCAGAGUCUACAAAGCGCAUAACUUGGAGUUUGACUCGCGCAACGCGAAGCAGUUGCAAGCUCAGCUGGAUGGAGCUCGUGAUGAGCAGCAAAAGCGCUCUCGUCAGAGAAUGGCGAGAGUUCUUGAAAAGUUGAACGAAGCCACUUCCGAGGAGGACCCAGACAGUGCGGCGUCGGACGAUCUCCCCAAAUCGCUCCUGGCCCCUGAGAUUCCUGUCGCGCCACUCAAAGGCGGCGAAUGGACGCCUCAGCAGAGGCAAAAGAUCCAGGCGGCUGCACGAAAAGACGCGGAAGAGGAAGCGCACGUGAUCUGGGGGAAGAAGAUCGACUUGGACGAGUUCAACGAUCGAGUGAAGCUUACGCAGCUCGAAGCCGGUGAGGAGUUCUGGGUUUUGGUGACCAAGGAGGGCAAGGAGAAGGUACCGUUGGCCGACCCUCUCCAAGAUAAUGCUCUGGACGAUGGCGUGCCGCCGCAUCACGGCGUGGCAGCGAACGUGGAGAAGCUGAGGAGAAAGGCGGAGGACAAGGAGGAAGCACGGGUGAACGAUGCAAAGUGGGUCAAAUCGAGUAUCUCUGCCCAUGGCCGCUCGGGCAAAGCUCUGGAACCUCCAAAGCUUAAAAGGAAGCGCGUCGACCAAUACUUCGAGGCAUACCUUGCUGAGAAGCCUUGCAAGGAGGACACGGACCUGAGCUUGCCACCCGAUCUCGAUCGUUAUGCUCGGGACGAGGACCGCAAAUUCGCGUUUCUCCUGCCACCUGGUGAGCAUUCUGCCCAAACGAAACGACAGAUAGCUCAGAGGCGCGAGGCUCAGUGCACGGUCACUUGGGAGGAGCUGAGGCGCUGUGAAGCGGCGCAUAAGCGCAGAAAGAUGGCGAUGGAAGCCUACCUCGCUCCUGUCGCGACGACUCUCGCUGCUUCUGAGGCCCAAGAAGAGACUUCGCAGGCCUCGACGCCACCCUCGAUAGCACCGUCCGAGUCAUAG
Molecule: messenger RNA, 1128 nt
Organism: Cercospora beticola
Lineage: Eukaryota; Fungi; Ascomycota; Dothideomycetes; Mycosphaerellales; Mycosphaerellaceae
Source: RefSeq, a predicted model, not a curated record